AUGCAGCUUAUGAUGAGUGAAAUGCCUACAAUGCCUGGUGAUGGCACUGUACUGUUUGGCACUGAAUAUUCUCACUUUGCUGUAAAGCGUGAGGACGAGCAUCGAGCAUUUUUUGGAAAUAUUCAGCCUGGACUUGCGUUUGCACUGAGCAGCACGUUCGAGCCAAAAGUUUGUGGCUUAGGAAUUAUCGCCACUACAACGCAUGCAAGUAUCUCCUAG
This is a messenger RNA of Peronospora belbahrii, 219 nucleotides long. The record is from the annotation of a GenBank genome assembly. NCBI's taxonomy places the organism in Eukaryota, Oomycota, Peronosporomycetes, Peronosporales, Peronosporaceae.